AUGUACGGCUUGGCGCAUUGGGGUAGAAAAAGUGACGCAGUGGGCUCAUUCUCGAACGAGUUCCGCCUGUACUUCGACGUCUCAGCAGGAACAAGAGAAAGCGCUGAACGAGAAACCAUCCAGCAAACAUUCCACACAUGCGGACCUUGGGUCUUGGAUCGUCUCCAGUUGCAGUGUACACCAGAGCUGCAGUUGCGCAGAGCGGACCACGUCAUCUGCUGGCUCGACAGAUUCUGCGAGGAAGCGGAUCUCGACAUUUGA
Angiostrongylus costaricensis is the source of this 261-nucleotide messenger RNA. The record is from the annotation of a GenBank genome assembly. Lineage: Eukaryota; Metazoa; Nematoda; Chromadorea; Rhabditida; Metastrongylidae.